This is a messenger RNA of Pogonomyrmex barbatus (red harvester ant), 1161 nucleotides long. RefSeq lists its product as uncharacterized. Gene Ontology annotation, biological process: cobalamin transport. Lineage: Eukaryota; Metazoa; Arthropoda; Insecta; Hymenoptera; Formicidae. The record is from RefSeq and is a predicted model, not a curated record. Gene Ontology annotation, molecular function: cobalamin binding.
UUUGUUUAUAGACAUCGAGAGGUUGGCUUUUCUGCAGUACGCUUGGCUCGUUAUACUCUGGCUUUGAAUGCGAUGUGCAUGGAUCCGAGACAAUUCCAUGGUCACGAUUUAAUUGGUACAUUACAACAUCACGAUCCACCGACCGAUUAUGAAUUCGCAUUGACAACACUCGCGGCUUGUAGUGCACAGGCACACGUACGGAAACGGCAAAUGCGCCGUCUCUUGGAUAUUGCAAAUGCUGUACGGGAUCAUAAUGUCGAUACUGUUGCAAUGUUGAUAUUGGCGCUACGGUGUAUCGUCCAGGAUCAUCGACAUCGCAAUCUUCAUCAUAUCGUUCGUAAGCCAUCAAUGGAACUGGCACGGCAGCAAAGGCAUGAUGGCAGUUUUGGUGACUUACAAACUACCGUUUUGGUGAUGCAAGCACUAGAAGAAGUCGAAAAUGAACCUGCAGAUAUUUGGAACAGAUCCGCAGCUCUAACCUGGCUAAUUAAUCAACAACGAUCAGACGGAUCAUUCCAUGGUGAUGUUCGAGCCACUGCCGAAGCGAUGUUAGCCGUCGCACCACGUGGAUUAGCCAGUAUCCGAGCUCUUGACUGUGAACAGGAUGUAUCGGACCAUUCGUCACCUCGUCUAACUACAAGCAACAUUGCAGAUACUGGGACAUCUGAUAAUCCUAGUGAAACUUCUCUACUAUCAGAAGCAUCGGGAAAUAAUUCAAGCAAUAUAGAUGCCACGAUCAUGGGUACCUCGUCACCGGUGCUGGUAAAUGUGUCGUAUACUCUGUGGGUUGGCAGCAACGUAAACGAAACGUAUAAUUUGACAGUGACUGCGCCCAAAAAUGAGACUUUCUAUAGUGUGAUGCUCUUGGCAGCGGGCAUAUCUCCUCAUUUCCAAUUUAGUGCAUCUGAAUGGCCUAAUGGUCAUUACGUUCAUACAUUAGCCGGUUACAAAGAAGAACCUAUGUCCUAUCACUACUGGUUACUAUACAGAUUACCUUCACCACCAGAACCAUCUUCGCCGCCUGGAAAUCAAUUGGUUGCACCUGGAGGUGUCGACAACUUACAGAUCAGUGAAGGAGAACAUUAUCUCUUCUGGUACAAAAAGCUAUGAAAUGUACAGUAAGAGGAAUUUAGAAAAUAAAAUAAUAAAAAGUAAUGAAAA